AUGGGAAAAAAGUCAAAAGGCUUUGAUGAUGACGGUUAUUACAACAACAGUUCGGGACGAGGAAGCAAGUCAUCAUCUGCUGCAAAAGGUGGCGGAUUCAAUAAAAGAGGAGGUUAUCAUCGAGGAUAUAAAGCUGGAGGAUAUGGUGGAUAUUAUAAAGCCGCUACCAUGUUGGACGCUGAAUCGGGAUCCCUAGGCUUGGAUGAAGAUACUAGUUCUUUAUCGGCAAUUAAUUAUAGUAAAAAGAAAUUAUAUAAGGAGGAGCAUGAUGAUGAUGAUGGAGAGGAGGAGGAGGAGGAAACUGUGAGUGAAGAAAAGGAAGAUAAUGAUGACGAAGAAAAUAAAUCCAAGAAUGCCAAAAAUAAUUCGGAAAGUGGAAAUGAGGAAACUCUUCAGGAAGAACAUGAUGAAGAAAAUGAACAAGAAGAGAACCAAGAAGAAAAACCGAAAAGAGAAAAAAAAACAAAAAAACAAAUUCGUUUGGAAAGAUUAGCAGAGAAAAAAUUGAGAAAACAGCAACAAGAGGAAAAGGCAUCAUCGUCUCAACAUUCAGCAGCAUCGUCGGAUCAGCCCAAGAAAAAACUUACUAAUUUUCCCAUUGACCUUGCCAUGUGGGAUUUCCAGCAAUGUGACUCGAAAAGAUGUACCGGCAAAAAAUUAGAAAGAAUGAGAUUAUUGAGAAGUUUGCCAGUUUCUUGCCAUUUCAGAGGAGUCGUGCUGACACCACAAGGAAAACAAUCAGUCUCAAAGGCCGAUAGGGACGUUGUUCUUGAGCAUGGAGCAUGUGUAGUGGACUGCUCAUGGAACCAACUCGAUCAAGUGCCGUUCCACAAACUCAAAUCACCGAACAAUCGAUUAUUACCGUAUCUUGUGGCUGCAAAUCCCGUCAAUUAUGGAAGACCAUUGAAAUUGAGCUGUGCUGAAGCAUUAGCAGCGACCAUGUAUAUUUGUGGACUGAAAGAGGAAGCGAAACAAUUACUUGGAAAAUUUAAAUGGGGUCACUCAUUCAUUGAAUUGAAUUAUGAUCUAUUGGAAGCAUAUUCGAAUUGCAAUAAUAGCCUCGAAGUUGUCAAGGUGCAACAAGAGUAUUUAAAAAAGUUAGAGCAGGAAGCAUCUUUGAAAGAAAAAGGAGAUGCUUCUGGAAAGGUGGUUUCUGCUGAUGAUUUAUAUGGAGAAUAUUUCACUCAAAAUGACAAGGAAGAAGAGGAAGGAGUGGUGGAUGAUUUGGUGGAAGAUUUGGAUGAUUCCUGUUCUGAAGACGAUGAGUAA
Naegleria fowleri is the source of this 1269-nucleotide messenger RNA. RefSeq lists its product as uncharacterized. NCBI's taxonomy places the organism in Eukaryota, Heterolobosea, Eutetramitea, Acrasida, Naegleriidae. Gene Ontology annotation, biological process: maturation of SSU-rRNA. The transcript has a single exon. Gene Ontology annotation, molecular function: rRNA small subunit aminocarboxypropyltransferase activity. Bases 1 to 1269 code for a protein of 422 amino acids. The record is from RefSeq and is a predicted model, not a curated record.